Molecule: messenger RNA, 2327 nt
Organism: Salarias fasciatus (jewelled blenny)
Lineage: Eukaryota; Metazoa; Chordata; Actinopteri; Blenniiformes; Blenniidae
Gene: bhlha15
Product: basic helix-loop-helix family, member a15
Exons: 6
Coding region: 1117-2181 (354 amino acids)
Biological process (GO): sensory organ development; axon development; positive regulation of transcription by RNA polymerase II
Cellular component (GO): nucleus
Molecular function (GO): protein dimerization activity; DNA-binding transcription factor activity, RNA polymerase II-specific; E-box binding
Source: RefSeq, a predicted model, not a curated record
UGUACUGAAACACUGUCCCGUAAGCAUCCAGGCCGACCCCGGCUGACCCGAUAUGGGUUCACGGGUGCAGGCGGCCGUGUGACUCGACGCCCGCGAGCCCGGCUGCAUAAGGCCGAGGAGAGGGGACGGCGGCGGGAGACCCCGGAAAGGCAGGGGCUCCGGAUUGGACGCACCAUCGGUCCGUCUCCGGGUCCGCGUUCGCGCGGCGCCGCGGCUUUUCUUGAAAAGCAGAGGCGGACUGAAUGGAGACGCUGUUGCCUCCUGGGAACAACAUCCUGGUGCUGUUCGGGUGUGUGAAGCAGAACUCCAGCAUCAGUGAUUUUGUUGCCAGGGGGAGGACCAAAUCAGCAGAGACGGCUGGAAGUUCACAUGAUGACAGGAAAUUCAGUGGCUUGAACACGAGUGUCUGCAGAGACGCUGACAGCAGCAAGAAUUAAUGUAUGAAAAACUAUCACAUCAUAUAAUCAAAGUGCUGAAGGACUGUCGGUUUACUCAUGAUUUUCUUUCUUCUUUUUUUACUUGUUUUUCCACUUUUGGGCUCCAGAGGGCGCUAACAGUCACCUCGGGGUAUUCUACUGGGUGUGGUGGAAGAUUUUAAUGAACUUAAAUCUGACUCCUUAAUUCAGGAUAAACUGAUGGAAGAAACUGGGAUUGGAUCCAGUGGGCUAAAGCGAGGUUUAAUUUCCCCAGAAAAUGUAGAAAUGUUGUGAAAUGCUCUGACAUUGUAACAGAAGCUGAUUGUAAGCAUUUACACUGUUCAUCAUCAUGAUUUCCAGUAUUUUCAUCUGAUUUCUAGUAACUUGCUCACAGUGAAAACCAUUUCAGUCACGAUGUGAACCCAGACUGUGGCGUCUCCGUCAGUGAGGCGGCUGUGUUCCGUUACGCUGGAUCAGUAUCGAUCUGCGUCCUGGACGGUGCUGCAGCAGGAAGGCCGGGAGCCUCCAGGGAGCGACUGCAUCCGCGAGCCGUUCGCCCUCUCUGCGUCCUCCCCGUCCUCCCCCGUCCCUCCUUCCUCUCCGCCGUCCUCUCUCCUCCACGUCCCUCCUGACCCGUCUGACCUCUGGCACGCUCCCCCCUCUCCCUGCUCUGCCUCUUCGGAGAGGCUUUCCACACAGGAUGCAAGAGUUGGAGUACUUUACGGGUGGAGCUGCUCUGGUGAUUUCAGUGGGCGGCUUGACCUGGCUCCCCCACCGGAGAGGCUCGGACAGAGGGACAAAGAAAAGGGGGGAAGAGCGCCGUCUGCGGCUGUCCCCGGGCCAGAUGGCUGAGGCUGGGGAGGACAGGCGUCCAGCGGCGUGUGUCUGUGCUCUCCAUCAUGGAGGAGGCCAGGCUCUCCAGUCACUCAGGCCCAGUAACCGAAGACCACGUCUGGCGGCAGGCUCGCCGUCUCGCUGUCUUCCAGAGGAGCUGUUCCAACCAUCCACAUGCUCCUCUUCAGAUCCGUUUAUCACCGACGUCCCAAAGGAAACCACCUGGAUGAAAUUCACCCUGAACCUGUCGGAGAGUUCCAUCCCAGUGAUGCUGAACCAGGAUGUAACAGCAGAAAGUCUCUGCAGGAGGUUUAUCGUCUUCUGUCAUGAUCAGACGCCAGUGCAGCUCUGCAGUGAGGUUCAGGACUGCAGGGCGCUGACGGUCCGCCCGGACUGGCCCUCCAGAGACAGCCUGUCAGUGGACUUCAGAGACCCGACCGCCCAGUGGAGUCCUGGUCCCGGCCCCGGCUCUGGGGAGGAGCCCGGCGAAGCAGGCGCCACACAGAACGGGAACACCCCCAGUCCCAGAGGCCUGCUGAGGUCCCCCCAGGACGGCGGCCCCCCAGGAGCGUCCGGCAGCGCGGCGAAACUGAGGAAGAGCGUCUCCUUCGACGACGACGUGAUGGUCUACCUGUUCGACCAGGAGAGGCCGACUCUGGACCUGCAGUCUGAACCCUGCACGUCUCCGUCCAGCAACUAUUCCUGCAGCCUGCCGGGGUUCACGGUAAACGACAACGGUCUGGAGUGGGAGGACGACUUCUCGGCUUUAGAGCAGAGCCGCCAUGUGCGGUGCGCCGGGCCUCCGCGGCGCCGCCGCAGCCUCUCCCCGCCGACUCGGAGCGGCGCCGCCCUGCAGACACCCGAGCGCCGCUGUCCGGCCCAGCGCUGCCUGUUCCUCACCUAUGUCACCGAGACAGACCUUGAGCUGUGAGAUAAAAGGGAUCGGAGCCGCUCUGAGACCCCGGCGAGGGACCGGAGGAGCCACGAUGAAGUCCAAAGGAAAGGCCUUGAGACCGUCCAGGAGGACCUGGUCCGACCCGGAGCCGGAGCCCGAACCAGACACGGAGGCGGAGCCGG